AUGGCGCCACAUUAUAGAUUGCUGAGAUUACUUUUUCUUGAAGCCUUCCUUUUGAAGGUUGCAUUGGCGCGUUCCAUUUCUGAAAUUGACUAUGCGGUGUACGAACCGAAAAGCUUCAAUAUUGAGAAGGACGUUGGAUUUUCUAGCGGCGACGAGGGCUUCGAAGUGGAAGAGGAUGUGCCCGGAGUUGAUGUGAAUGUCUUUGUUCCCGUGGAUGGGGUUGAUAAUGACGUGGCCAAUAGGACAAUCGAUAAUUGCUUUCUCCAAAUCACAGCAAAGCUAAUUUAUCGCAAGAAUUAUCGCUGGUGGGCGGAUCAUCCGGAAUACGCUUGGCUGUUCAUUCUUGGAGGUCUAACUAUUUUCACAUUGGUGGUGUUGUUCAUGCUCUGCAUUUGUUACUAUCUGGUAUACCGAUAUUUCUGCAUUGACCUGCUGAGCUGUGAUCUCUUUGAAGAGGAUAUUGCGAGAUAUUGCGCUGAUGAUGCACCAACGUAUCCGUCGAAGUUGCAAUGGAUUGAAGAUUAUUGCGAUAAGCAUCGCCGUUGUCGGGAUAGAGGAUAUGUUUGAGAAUCUGAGUUUUUGAACUUAAUCGAAAUGAAUUAUCCAUGUAAAAUAUUCAUUUAAUGUCUGUCCCAUUCCUCGUCAAAAUGCAGGCUGUUUUAAGCUAUA
Notodromas monacha is the source of this 669-nucleotide messenger RNA. The record is from the annotation of a GenBank genome assembly. Lineage: Eukaryota; Metazoa; Arthropoda; Ostracoda; Podocopida; Cyprididae.